Messenger RNA from Megalobrama amblycephala (Wuchang bream), 4346 nucleotides. It is a transcript of the gene itgae.2, whose product is annotated as integrin, alpha E, tandem duplicate 2. NCBI's taxonomy places the organism in Eukaryota, Metazoa, Chordata, Actinopteri, Cypriniformes, Xenocyprididae. Gene Ontology annotation, cellular component: integrin complex; external side of plasma membrane. The record is from RefSeq and is a predicted model, not a curated record. The transcript is spliced from 32 exons. Gene Ontology annotation, molecular function: integrin binding. Bases 131 to 3406 code for a protein of 1091 amino acids. Gene Ontology annotation, biological process: integrin-mediated signaling pathway; cell-cell adhesion; cell adhesion mediated by integrin.
UGAAGUGUGUCAAGGGGGAGGGUUUAACAGUCAGCAGCAGCGUGUUCUACUUUCUACACCACAACGAGCUGCUGUCUGUCGCAGUGUGCUGAUAUGUUUUUUAAAGUGUGGAAUUGAUCAAAUUCACAAAAUGUACAAAGGACUGCUAUUUUUCACUGUCAUAUACAGUGUGAAUGGGUUCAACAUUCAAAUAAAUCCAGUGAAGCAUUUUACAAAUGAGGAUCCACUCUUUGGGCAAACGGUUGUCCAAUCAAAAGAUGGAAUUUUUGUUCCUUCCCCAACAAAUGGAAAACUUUACAGGUGCACUCUAAAGAAUGAGUGCGACAAAGUAAAUUUUAACGAUGAAAAACCAAAAGGCCUGAGACCUGUGGCAUCCGUAGCUUCUGCCAUGACAUCAGAAGAAGAGCAGUUUGUGAUGUGUAAUCAGGUUCGCACAAAGAAGUCAAUAACUGAGGAUUUGAAUGGAAAUUGCCAACAGAUAAGUGAUGCUGGGAAAGAAGACCUGAAUCCUGCUAAAUUAGUCAACAACAACAACAACAACAACAAUCGAGGUAGAAGAAUCGAUCAAGUUAAACGGAGGAUGAGAAGAGAAGCCCAGCCGGAUAGUGACACGAAAACAGAUGAAGAUGAGGAUGAAGACGAUCCUGGGACAGAGAUUGCUUUUGUGCUGGAUGGCUCUGGUAGCAUCACCGCUGACGACUUUGAGAGAGCCAAAGACUUCAUCUACAAUGUGAUGUUAAAUGUUUGGAAAGCAUGUUUCAAUUGUGACUUUGCAGUAGUGCAAUAUGGUGACGUGAUCAGGACAGAGCUCUCACUUCUAGACAAUGCAGACGGUGCCAGAACCUUGCAAAAGAUUAAGGAAAUACAGCAAAUUCGUAAAGUCACAAUAACUGCCUCAGCCAUCCAUCAUGUCCUUACACAGAUUUUCAUCCCUGAGAGUGGAUCAAAAAAUAACUCUAAAAAAAUAUUAAUUGUUUUGUCUGACGGGGAAAUUUUGGGAGACACAAUGAAUCUUUCUGAUGUUUUGAACAUGCCACAAAUGAAAGAUAUCAAUCGCUAUUCCAUAGGAGUUGGUGAUGGUAUUCUGUCUAAACCUCAAGCAAUAAAAGAGAUGACGGACAUAGCAGAUCCUGGUCAGUUUUUCAAUGUUUCCAAUUAUGCUGCAUUAGAUGACAUUCUGUCCAAACUGGAGAAAAGUAUAGUUGGGGGUGAAGGCAUUCACCAAGGUGAAGGAUUUCGGUUCCAGCUCGCAGAAGCUGGAUUCAGCUCCCAUAUCAUGCAGGAUAAAUCUGUUCUUUUUGGAGCAGUUGGUGCCUAUGACUGGAGUGGUGGGGUCAUUUUGAAAUCUGAUGACACUGUGACAUUUAUGAAUGACACUGAUAAUGGACCCAAAUUUUCGUAUUUAGGUUAUAGCGUCACUUCUGCUCAAUUAUCCGAUAAAACUCUUUACAUAUCUGGUGCACCACGGUAUAAUCUGACUGGUGGAGUAUUUAUUUUUGAUGGCUCCGAAAAGUAUGUGCUCCAGGGAGAUCAGGUUGGAUCUUACUUUGGAUCAGUUCUUUGUGCCUUGGACAUUAAUAAUGAUGAUGAUAAAAUCACAGAUUAUCUAUUAGUUGGAGCACCACAUUUCUAUCGAAAUGGGGAGGAAGGCAAAGUGCUAGUGUACAAAUUGAAUCAGCAGGGCAGGUUUGAGAGCGUGGCCACGGAGCUAAAGCAUGACGAGGGACAGACCUUUGCAAGGUUUGGUGCAGCCAUUGCCUCUAUAGGAGAUAUUGAUGGGAACAGUUUCAAUGAUGUAGCAGUAGGCGCACCUCUGGAAACAGAUUCCUCGGGAAGCAUUUACAUUUACAAUGGAUUCAAAGAUGGCCUUCAGGUGGCCUUUUCACAAAAAAUUUCACCCUCAGAUUUUGGAAUGAAACUUAUGCAUUUUGGUCAGUCAGUAAGUGGUGUUCCUGCCUCGCCACCAAAUAAGCCCUACAUCGCUGUUGGAAGUCAAGGGAGAGUGACUGUUUUUGAAACUAUCCCUGUUGUGGUUAUCAAACCAGUUAUAACAGUUACUCCAAAAGAAAUUUCACUGACUCAACAGAUGAGCAAGCUUGACGUCAUUUUCAGUGUAUGCUUUGAAGUGAGAAAGGGAAAACUUCAAGCUGAAGAAACACUUCCUCUUCAUUACCAAAUUGACUUGGAUUCUAAUGUAGUCAAAAAGCGUAUCAUUGCUGGUAACAGCGAUGUCUUAAAACAAACUUUUACUUUGAUGCCAGCGGAAGAGUGCACACGUAUCGACCUUCAAUAUUUGGGGUGUUCUGAUUGUUUUUCACCUAUUAAAAUCAAGCUGGAUUUUUCAUUGGCCCCCCACCCAAAUGGAUCCCCUAUCCGAAUUCUUGACGUAUUUACUCCAAAUGAGGUUGUAAAGGAGAUUUCCCUUGAAAAUGACUGCAAUGCUGGAGAUUGUAAACCAAGUAUUACAUUAUCUGAUUCAAAAAUUAGUGAAACUAUGAUCAUAAUUGGAGAAACUCAAAGCUUGAAUAUCAACUUCACUCUUACGAACACUGAAGACCCUUCCUAUAUGACCACCCUGACUUUGACCUACCCCAGCAUACUCAGUCAGAAGAAGAUAGAAGGUGCCCCCUGCCCCGUGAAGAAUGACAAUCAGAUACAGUGUAAUAUUCAACACCCUGUUUUCAAAAGAGACACGCAGACCAACCUCUUCAUCUCCUGGCAGCUCAAUGACAAUGACUUCAAAACUGAGUUGAGGAAUUCUGAGAUUAUCGCUAAUCUAACCAGUCAGAAUCAAAUCUCUCAGCCUCUGGACUCAAAAAUAUAUGCAUUUAAAGUGAUGUAUUCCCUACCAAUCCAGCUGACUGGCACAGCCUUCCCGAAUAGACUCCGUAUUGAAGAGGGGGCAAAAGCAGAGACUCAACCGAUGAAGUUUGUAUUUCAGCUUGUAGGUGAAAACAAGUAUGGCGCUGCAAUCCAUGUAGUUGUAAACAUAACAAAGGACACGUACAAAACCGAUCUGCACAUCAAAAGUGUCACACCAGAGGAGUGUGUCUGGCCAAAAGAUAAAGUGGAGGGACCCUAUACCAUCAGAUGUCCCAUGAAAAAGCUGCAGGAAAUCUCCAUUGAUGCCAAUGUUUUGAUACAUGAUGUUCAGGAAAAAUCAGAAAAGAUCACUGCCGUUGGAACAUUCAGCUUUGAUGAGACCGUCUAUGCUCUGAAGGGUACUUCAAGGACCGUUACGAUGGAGGUGAUGAUUUCGAAGCUGGCUGUGACAUCAUCUAAAGGUGCCAUCAUUGGAGGAUCCAUAGGAGGAUUUCUGUUCCUUUUAAUCAUUAUUAUCAUUCUCAUAAAGUGUGGCUUUUUCCGUCGCCGCCAUAAAGUGGACCAAGCACAGAGUCCACACUGAAGACUGCCAAAGCCCAGGACGGAAUAUAUAUUCUCAUAUAUAUCUUGCUUACAUUUGUGUCAAGAAAUUGUUGUUUUUGAGAUAAAAGUUAUCUUGUUUAUUGUAAUAUCAAUUUAGUAUUAAGACGCUUUUAAUGACUUAUGUAUUUAAUAUCGUAUGUACAGAAAGAAUGUUAGAGAAAAUCUCUAUAUAAAUAAAUGUAAAUCCUAAAAAUCCCAUAAUCAAGGCACUAAUUUCUUGCCUGGACGUAGUGUGCAGAAACUGAUUUGAUGAGACCCCAAAGUCCAAAUUUUAUGAGAAUCAUCUAAAAACAUAGUUGAAUUUAAAAAUGAAAUCUAUGGUAACACAUUUGAAAACCAUUUUGGUUGCAAAAAAAAAGAAAAAAAAAAGUUGUUUUUGGUGUUUUGUUCUUACCUGGUUUAAGAUGAUUCCCCAGUACAGUCAAUGUAGUGUUUAACUGAUUGACUGACUCUUCUGACAAGUUUAAAAGUGCUUAACCUCAUCUAAAACCAACAAAUGUGCCAGCCUAACCAACUUGACCAGUCUGGGAGACCAGCAGAGACAUAAUACUCAUUUGAAUUUGGAUAUAACUAGCUGUCAAACUGCUCUAUGUGGUGUACACAAUCACAUACACACAGCAGGUAAUGUGAUAUGUCCUUGUAUGGAGCUCUCUCACAUGUCUGGCUAUGUUUAGGCUUACAUCUGACAAAUGAAUGUCACAGGACAACAUACAAAGAUUAUAUCUCAAAGUUUUAAAAUGGUGCUUAAUUAUAAUAUACAUAAUAAUACGUUAUGUACAAUGCCAAUGCCACCACUGUUGAGUGAACUGGUGUUUGGGGUGAACCAUAAUAGCUGAACAGAUUAAAUGCCACAAAUAAAAUGUCAUGGAAAUAUGUUUGUAUUUUUUUGUAUGUGUUUAUUAAAUGUUUUUUGACAUACA